AUGAGGUGCGAAUGGUUGGGGGUCCCCGUUCUGGCUCUGCUGCUGUAUUGGAACACGCUCGAUGCUGAUUUUGCUUACGAUGACAGCCGAGCCAUCAAGACAAACCAGGACCUACUGCCGAGCACGCCCCUGUCCAGGCUCUUCACGGACGACUUCUGGGGCACGCCCCUCACGCACAGCGGUUCACACAAGUCCUACAGGCCCCUCUGCGUGCUCUCCUUCCGCCUCAACUACCUGCUGUCGGGACUAGAACCCGGGCCCUACCACCUGGUGAACGUGGUCCUGCACGCCCUGGUCUCUGCCCUCUUCGCCCUCCUGGCACGCGCCCUUCUCGUCCGCAGCCCCCUCUCCGCCUUUUCCGCCGCCCUUCUCUUUGCCGCCCACCCAGUCCACACCGAGGCCGUGGCGGGCGUGGUGGGGCGGGCGGAUUUGGGGGCGUGUCUCUUCUUUUUGCUGGGGCUGCUUGCGUACCGCCGGUACUGCAAGUACCGCGACAAGCGGCGGUACCUGUGGGCGAGCGUCGCCAUGGCAACGGCGUCCAUGCUCACCAAGGAGCACGGGGUCACCGUGCUCGCUGUCUGUGCUCUGUAUGACGUAUGCGUCGUCCACAGGCUGCAUCCCAAGGACUUCCUGCAAGUCAUCAGUGAGAAAAGUUAUGGUCCCUUAAGAGAAGGUCUGCUGCACUUGCUUGGAGCAGCCGUUGCAUUACUCGCCCUGCGCUUCCACCUCAUGGGCAGCCAAGCACCAAAUUUUUCGCCAGCAGAUAAUCCGGCCUCUGACAGCGAUUCCCUGAUGACCCGGACUCUCACCUUCCUGUUCUUGCCAGCCUUCAAUUUCUGGCUGCUGCUCUGUCCGCGGUGGCUCAGCUUCGAUUGGUCCAUGGAAGCCAUUCCCUUGCUGACUUCACCCAUGGACCCCAGGAAUAUCUUCAGUGCCUGUUUCUACUUGUCCGGCGUCAAAUUCCUGUUCCACAUUUCGAGGACACUGACCAAACCGUGCGCCUACAGCGGCAGUGCUGGACACUGCAACCACAGGCUAGCGGGAAAGCAGGCAUGUUCCUGCUACUCGUACAGAUCCAAACAGUCGGUCAGAACGAACAGUGGCAGCAAGAACUCUGUUUUCGGGAAAUACACUACCUGCUGCAGCAAGAACUUUACUAGUUCUGGAAAGUGCAUCUCCAAUGGUGUCAACAAUAACAACAACAACAACUGUGGAUAUGCCAACGGCCACCACCGGACAGGCAUCGCCAAUGGCACGGUGGCCAACGGUGGCACCCACUCUUUUCAGGCAGUGACAGACUGUCAGUGCCACGCUGCUGUGAUAAUGGCCAUCGGCCUUCUGGUCAUCCCUUUCAUACCCGCCACGAAUCUAUUCUUCUACGUAGGAUUCGUGGUGGCAGAGAGGGUGCUCUACAUCCCAUCCAUGGGAUUCUGCCUCCUGGUUGCUCUCGGCUUCGAGCAACUCUACAAGAGGCAGGAGGGACUGCUCAGGAGGCGGAUCCUGUUCGGUCUGUUCCUGGGAAUUAUAGUUGCGAUGUCCGUGAGGACGGUGAGGAGAAAUAGGGACUGGUUACACGAGGAAAAUCUGUACAGAUCAGGCAUUCCUAUUAAUCCACCCAAAGGUAAGAAAUAUAAAUCUUACGUCUGA
Messenger RNA from Uloborus diversus, 1647 nucleotides. RefSeq names its product protein O-mannosyl-transferase TMTC2-like. Gene Ontology annotation, biological process: protein O-linked glycosylation via mannose. NCBI's taxonomy places the organism in Eukaryota, Metazoa, Arthropoda, Arachnida, Araneae, Uloboridae. Gene Ontology annotation, molecular function: mannosyltransferase activity. Gene Ontology annotation, cellular component: endoplasmic reticulum membrane. The record is from RefSeq and is a predicted model, not a curated record.